This is a messenger RNA of Xyrichtys novacula (pearly razorfish), 12546 nucleotides long. NCBI's taxonomy places the organism in Eukaryota, Metazoa, Chordata, Actinopteri, Labriformes, Labridae. The record is from the annotation of a GenBank genome assembly.
AUGGAUCCGGGGCUGCUGAUUGGAUGGCAGCAGGAGAAGGAGGAGCUUCAUCGAGAAGUGUGCCGACUGCAGACAGAGCUGGCUGAGAGCAGGGCUGAGAGGGAGGAGCUGGAGUCCAGGAGCAGAGCGCUGAGUGACAGGGUGAGGAGGGGGAGGAGGAGUAGAGAGGGGGUUGAUCAUGUGAUCAUCAUCAGGAGAAAAUCUAAUUCUAACAUCUCUCACGCUCUCUCUCCAGCUAUGCCAAACAGUGUCUCCCUCGCUCGCCCUCUCUCUGCAGACAGAGGGGGAGCUGAGGGAGUGGAAGAAGAGGGUGAGAGAGGGGAGAGAGAGGGAGGCGAGGCAGGCUCUGCUCAUCCACCGACUACAGAACAAGGUGAGACCGGAGGGUGGGGGAGGGAGGAGGAGAGGGAGGAGUCAUGGAACCAUUGUUUUCACCGUGUGUGUGUGUGUGUGUGUGUGUGUGUGUGUGUGUGUGUGUGUGUGUGUGUGUGUGUGUGCAGGUGUUGGAGUACAGAGAGCAGAGCGAACGUUUGGGGCUCCAGCUGCAGGAAGGACAAACCCAGCUGAUCAUCACUGAGGUCAGAUGAUUUAAAGGGAUAUAAAAUUAAUUUAGAGUCAAACCCACCAUAACACCGAGUUAGACCCCCCCUCCAGAGAUGAAUGUUGUCGACCGCUUGCUUCUCUAGUUAUACCAACUUUAGUAAUGACCGCAGGAUAGAAAUACAGAGAGCCACACCCUCAACCAAAACGCCACUCUAUAGCCACAAAUAAUGCUCAGAACAGCACCUAACUUCAUCAACAGGACAUAUAGGGUCACAGACAUAGUACUAGACACCAAACAUCUUUUUAACUUUGACUCAUUUCUUUAGCAAAGAGACUAAACACAACUCACCUACUCUCUUCCAGCAGACGCUUGUUUGUAGAGAGACCUCAGGCCAGUCCAUUACGGACUACAGCGGGGUGCCGCAGCUCAAGGAAGAACAUUUAUGAUCAUUUCUUUAUCAGUCAGUUUGGUGCCGUUUUUUCACUGUUUGCGGUCAAGAGUGUAAAAAUCCUCGAGUCUGACGACUGAAACUUCGUCCAGUAAAAACAAAAAGAUAAAAGUAAAUCCUUUAAUCUCUUCGUUUUCAGAGGAGGAUCAAAGAUGAACACAGUGACUCUCUGGAGAGCGCCCUCAUCAGGCUGGAGGAGGAACAACAAAGGUGUGUGUGUGUGUGUGUGUGUGUGCUUGUGCUUGUGCGUGUGUGUGUGACUCACCUGCGCUCCUGUCUCUCUUCAGGUCAACUAGUCUCUCUGAGACAAACACUCUCCUCGUUGACAAACUCAGCCAAUCAGAGCAGGAGAACCAGGCCCUGAGGGAGGACGUUCAGAAGCUUACAUGUGAUUGGACAAGAGCUGUGGAGGAGGCGGGGCAUAGAGAGAGUGAUUGGCAGAGAGAGAGGGAGGUCAGUUUGUGUUCGUGCAUGAUAAAAUGAGAGACGAGACGUAUCCUGAAUGAACGGCCUUUGUGAUUAACAUGAGUGUGUGUGUGUGUGUGUGUGUGUGUGUCCGUGUCCAGGAUCUGUCCGGUCAUGUGGGUCAGCAGCAGGCUCGGUUACUCUCAGUCUGGAGGUCUGUGGUCGUUCUCAGACGACACUGUCACACCGUCAAAACUGCUGCAGACAGGUACACACCUGUGUGUGCGUGUGUGUGUGUGUGUGUGUGUGUGUGUGUGUGUGUGUGACAGGUCAGGGUCCAGACUGACGGUCUCCUGGUCCUCCUUUGUCUCCUGUCUUCAGGGAUCUGUGGCAGCUGAGGGCCGAGUUCUCCCGUCUCUCCUCCUCCCUCCUCUCCAGCUGUGACUCGGUCUCCUCCUCUCUGAGGCUCAGCGCUCCUUCUCCCUCUGAGCCUCCUCCCCCCGGCCUCCCUGCUCCUCCUCUCUCCUCCACCCUGCUCCUUCCCCACCCUCAGGACUCCUCGUCGUCUGCUCCUGCUCCUCCCACCUCCUCCUCCUUCACCCUGGGAACCUUCUCUGUGGGAGAGCUGGAGCACAAAGAGGAGAGAGAGGAGGAGAAGGAGCAGGACGUUUCAGAGCUGGAGCUCCUUCAUGAGACCGACGUUCCUCCUCCGCCGUCUGUUCGGUAAACUUUAGUCUUUGUCAGGAACUUGAGAGGAACCAGGGUCCAGAUCCAGGUCCAGGUUCAUUGAUCGACCUUAUGAAAAGUCGCUCUCUCUCUCUCUCUCUUUAACAGGAUAGCAGAGCUCUCUCGCCCCCUGCAGAUGGAGGACGAUCAGAGGGAGGAGAGAGAGCGAGAGAUGGAGAGACUCAGAGAGACGGAGAGGAAGCUGCAGUCCGUCAGCCAGGCUGUGCUCAAACUGGUGAGUGUGGAGGACAGGUGAGGACAGGUGAGGACAGGUGAGGACAGGUGCGGACAGGUGAGGACAGGUGUGGACAGGUGUGGACAGGUGAGGACAGGUGAGGACAGGUGAGGACAGGUGUGGACAGGUGAGGACAGGUGUGGACAGGUGAGGACAGGUGUGGACAGGUGAGGACAGGUGAGGACAGGUGUGGACAGGUGAGGACAGGUGUGUUCAGGUGUGGACAGGUGAGGACAGGUGUGUUCAGGUGAGGAUAGGUGUGUUCAGGUGAGGAUAGGUGAGGAUAGGUGAGGAUAGGUGAGGACAGGUGUGGAUAGGUGAGGACAGGUGAGGACAGGUGUGUUCAGGUGAGGACAGGUGAGGACAGGUGUUCAGAGGUUAAAGGUCACCCUGUGUGUCUGUCUCCAGUCCAGAGUCCUGAGCAGCAGCAGCAGCAGGUCUCUGUGUGUGUCAUCAGAGAACCUCCUCAACGAGGACCUGUCCUCCCUGCUGUCUGUCCUGUCCCACUGUGAGAGCGCCCUGCAGUGGAGACACCAGGAACUACAGGUCAGAGCACACACACACACACACACACACACACACACCCAAUCACGUCACACUCAAAAAAGUUUGACUUGACAGCAGGAAUCUCGAGAACUCACAAGAACCCGCAGAUUCACGUUCAAUCUCACGAUAACGAGUCGUCUCUCUAAAGACAGACACAUAGACAUAUAGGCAGUAGAUUGUGUCCUUCCAGAAGAGGAAAUCUACUUCUAGACUUCUAGAAUCAGCAUCUCCUCAUCCAUGGUGUCAUCGGGGUGAAAUGACGUCUAAAAACCUUUCACUUGUUCGUCUCCGCCCCUUUGCACGCACCUUUGCAUCCAUGAAAUCUACCAUGUAAUUGGCGAGCCAGCCAGGAGUCAGCCGGAACAACGGUGAUUUUCGCCGUCUCACAAUUCCUACCUGAUCUGUUUGUGAAGCAAGUUUCGUGGCGGAUUACGGACAGCGGUAAUCAUGAGAACUCUGUGAUUUACAGUUCUUCGUUGAAAGGACAACUGGACUAACUUGAGACGUUUCUAAGACGAAACGUCUCAAGUAAGUCCAGUUGUCCUUUCCAAAAGAGAGUCAGAUUUAGAUCACGUUAACUUGAAUGGUUACGAUCAGCUACGAUCGGAGGAUACGACCUUUUAGGAGACAAUCAGGAUGAAGGUGGAGAUCGGGGGUUAGACCUGAACCUGUUUUUUGUGUGUCAGGGGGCGGAGCUCUCGGUGCGGCAGCUCGGCGAGGAGAACUCGGCUCUGCUCCUGCGACUCACACAGAUGGAGGACGACAACCAGCAGCUGCACUCGCACACUCAGUACACACAGCUGGAGCUGACCCACGCUCUGGACUCCCUCAGCAGGUACACAGAGACCAGGACUCUGAACGUCUGUGCAGGUGAAUCACUGCAGGUGUGUAAAAUUACCCACUCUGACCACCAGGGAGCGUGAGGCGUCCUCUCUGCUGUACCUGCAGGUGGACGAGGUGCAGAGGAGGGAGGAGGGGCUGAAGAGAGAGGUGGACAGGCUGAAGAAAGAGAGAGAGCGGCAGGAGGAGAGAGUCACACAGCUGGAGACGGAGACUCACAGACGGUGGGUACCUCACUGGACCGAUGUGGUUCUGAAAGUCUCAGAGAAAGUUCUGGAGAAGAGUCCGUUCAGAUUGAAGUUUCUAAACUGUGUCUGAGUAAAGUAAACGAUAUGUUCACGUAACUCUGGAGUUAUUCUGAGAGGUGAGAGAGUGUGGGAGAGGAGGAUGAAGUCCUGUCUCUGUGUUUCAGAGUGGAGUCGGAGCUGCUGGAGAACGUUCAGCUGUCGGAGAGAGGAACUCAGCACCGACUGGAGAUCCACAACCUGAAGGUAACCAACCAGGAUUCACUUUGAAGCUUUUCCUUCAGCUUCUGCCUCUUCUCCUGACUCUCCCUCCUGUCUGUCUGUAGGGGGCGUUAGAGAGGGAGCAGUUAGGCAGACAGAAGGCAGAAGAAGAGGCUGCUGACGCCCGAGACGCCCUGCAGAAGGUAGAUCUUCAGACGUUUGAACCUUCUCAGGUGUGUGACUCUCUUUAAGUCUCCUCCUCCUCCUCCUCCUCUUCAGUCCAGGGAGAGCGUGCUGCAGCUCUCCUCCUCUGAGUGCGUGUUGAAGCGGGAGGUGGAGGAGGCUCGGGACGCUCUGGAGAAGAUGGCGGCCCUGAGCUCGGCGUUGGCGUUGGAUAAGAGGGAGCUGAACAAACAGCUGCUGCAGGUACGAGCGAGCGUCAGCUUCACCUGCUGCUGAGGGUCAGAGAGCCUCCACCUGAGCUUCACCUUCACACCUCUCUGUGUUUACAGCUGGAGUCUGAGCUCUCAAACAGCCAAUCACAGCUGCAGGCUGUGAGGUCAGAGGUCAGCUCUCUGCAGAGGGAGGUCAGCGUCCUGAACCUGGACUGUACCCGGCUCAGGUGAGAUCCUCUCCAUCAGACAGAGCUGUACCUGAACACACCUUCAUCCUGGAUCUGAGGGAACUUCAACCUCGAGUAAAAAAACGAUCAGAUGUGGAGGAGAAGUUUGAACCGUUAAAAUCUACAGUCAACGAACGUUUGAAUGUUUUGAGAUGAAAUAGAAAUUGAAAGAUAAUUUUAAUCCUGAACUUUAGUUUUAAUCCUCAGUCUGAACCUGAAACCUGAAACCGUUCUUCCUGGUUCCUGGUUCGAACUUCUGAACGUCACCCUGAUGUUUUCCUGUCGUUGCUCAGAGCUCAGAGCGAGGAGGAGGCUGAACUCCUCCGUCAGCUGAGAGGAAGAGAGACGGAGAUGAAGAGGAUGGUGGAGGAGAAGGAGAGACAGCUGGCCUCGCUGAUGGAGGAGAAGGAGAGGGAUGGAGGUCAGAUGGAGGAGGUAAAGAGAGGAGGAGGAGGUGAUGGUCAUGUGACAGUCACACACCUGUAUGGUUUGUAACGACAGGUCUCUGUGGUCCCCAGCUGUCCUCCCAGCAUGCCUCAGUGUACGGGGAGCUGAAGGAGGCGCAGGAGCAGCUGAGGCAGGCUGUGGAGGAGGUGAGGAGGAGAGACAGACUGCAGGAGGAGCAGCAGAGGGAGAGCAGGAGGCUGCAGCAGGAGCAGGAGAGCCUGCAGAGACAGAGGGAGCAGCUGGAGGAGGAGCUCCAGGAGAUCAGGUAUACAACAGCGGCGGCUGGACGAUAGGGGGCGCUAGAGCUUCAGGUCGCUGUGAUCACAACUCAGGUACCUCCUGUUUAAGUCCUCCUCUGUGGGACUCUGAAGAAGACUGUAAACUAGAGAUCCAGACCGUAAACCCAUCUUCACUGAGGAGGAGGAGGAGGAGGAGGAGCAGGAGGAGCAGCUCCUCUCUUUAACUGCCAGAGGAGGGAAGAAAACAGGGUUCAUGUAGCAGCUUCAGACUGUCAGCUGUUCUCUCUCUCUCUCUCUCUCUCUCUCUCUCUCUCUCUCUCUCUCUCUCUCUCUCUCUCUCUCUCUCUCUCUCUCCCCAUCCCUCUCUCUCCCUCUCUCUCUCUCUCUCCCUCUCUCUCCCUCUCUCUCUCUCCCUCUCCCUCUCUCUCUCUCCCUCCCUCUCUCUCUCUCUCUCUCCCUCUCUCUCUCUCUCUAUCUCUCCCUCCCUCUCUCUCUCUCCCUCUCUCUCCCUCUCUCUCCCCUCUCUCUCUCUCUCUCUCUCCCUCCCUCCCUCCCUCCCUCUCUCUCUCUCUCUCUCUCUCUCUCCCUCUCCCUCUCUCUCUCUCUCUCUCUCUCUCUCUCUCUCUCUCUCUGCAGGUCGAUGUCGGUGUCUCUCCACCAGCAGCUCAGUCAGCAGCAGCAGCUGAUCUCUCAGCUGGAGGUCGACAAACAUCAGCUGAACUCACACGUCAGCGCUCUGCAGCAGGUCAAACAGACACUCCAGGGUCAGUGAGACACAAAACACACACUCUACACACACAACAACAAACAAUAACAAACAACAACAACAAACAAACAAACAACAACAAACAACAACAACAAACAAACAACAACAAACAACAACAAACAACAACAAACAAACAACAAACAAACAACAACAAACAACAACAAACAAACAACAAACAAACAAACAACAACAACAAACAAACAACAACAACACGUCAUCUUCAUCACAAACAUCUGUCUGCUCCUCUGUCUGAAGGGGAGGUGGAGUAUCUGAGGGAGGAGGUGAAGAGAGCCACAGCAGGAAGAGGAGACGAGAGGGAGCAGAGGAGGAGGAGUGAGGAGGUGAGGGAGGAACUGAAGGAGGAGAUGGAGAGGCUGACACAGGAGGUGGAGGAACUGACAAAGACGAGGGCGGAGGAGGAAGAGGAGAGGAUGCAGGAGAAGGAGGCCUGGCAGAGGGAGAGGGAGGCUCUGAGCGAAGAGCUCGGGACAAAAGACGGAGAGCUGGAGGCGCUGAGGAGGCGCACAGAGGGACUGAAGGAGGAGGAGAAGGAGAGGGAGAAAGAAAUGGAGGGACUGAGGAGGGAGAUCACAGAGAGGGAGGUGAAGCUCAGCCACAUGAUGGAGAGAAUCCUCAGGAUCGAAGGAGACAGGGAGAGAGUGCAGGAGGAGGCGCAGAGGACAAAGAUGAAGUUCACAGAGGAGGAGGUGAGGAGGGAGGAGGAGAUCAGUGCUCUCUGUGACCGCAUGGAGAGACUGGAAAGAGAAAAGGAGGAGAGGGAGGAGGAGAUAGACCACACGAGGAGCGCAGCAGAGGAGGAGAUGGAGAGAUGGAGGAGAAGGGUGGAGGAGCAAGAGGAGGAGGGUGAGAGAUGGAGGAAGAGAGUGGAGGAGCAGGAGGAGGAGACGAGCAGACUGAUGAGAGAAAUCUCCAAACUAGAGGAGGACAAAGAGGAAGGGAGGAGGGAGAAGGAGAGGCUGCAGGACAGAGAGGGGAAGAGGAGGAGGAGGGAGGAGGAGGAGGUGGAGCGGCUGAAAAAUGAAGCCUGGAGAGCUGAGGGGGAGGUGGAGAGGCUAAAGGAGAAGGCGGGGGAGGUGGAACUGCUGAGGCUGAAGCUGAGUGUGGCCAAGGAGGAGUGUGAGGAGAUGAAGGAGGAGGUGCAGAGGAGGGAACGCAGCCUGGAGCGUCAGAUGAGUGCCGUGAGGGAGAGAGAGGAGGAGGUGGAGGAGCUGAGAGCGAGACUCAGGCUGGCCGAGGAGCAGGAGGAGGAGGGAGAGAGGGAGCGGCAGGAGGCGUAUGAGAAACUGAGGCUAAAGGAGGUGAGGGAGGAGCAGCUGGAGGUGCUGCUGCGAGAAACCCGGGCGCUCCUGGAGACCGAGAGGAGGGAGAGAGGAGAGAGAGAAAGCAAGAUCUCCUCCCUGCUCAGGGAGCUGCAGGAGGUCAGAGCUGAGAGCGAAGGAGCAAGAAGGAGAGCCAGAGAGGUGGAGGAGGCCUUCGAGAAGCUGGAUGAGGAGGUGAAGGUGUGGAGGGAGAAAGCAGAGCGGUUUGUGAAGGACGCGACAAAACUCAACCUCCUCCUGAGGGACCGAGAACAGGAGGUGCAGCAGCUGAGGACCAUGCUGGAGGAGAAGGAGGAGGAGUGGGAGAGAGAGAGGGAGGAGCUGAAGAGGGUGGAGUCAGAGAGGAGGAGGAGGCUGGAAAACAAGAUAACAGAGGUGGAGGAGGAGAAAAGGAGGCUGGAGGAGAGAGUGAAAGAGGUGGAGGAGGAGCUGGAUGAAGUGAUGGAGGCGCUGAGGAGAGCCAGGGAGGAGAAGAGGAGGUUGGAGGACAGAUUGAGAGAUAUGGAGGAGUUAAAGGGGAAAGGAGUUGAGCUGAGGAGGACAGAGGAGGAGAAACGAAGGCUGGAAGAUGAACUUAAAGAGAUGGAGGAGGUGUUGAGGAGGACGAGGAAGGAGAAGAGGGAGGUGGAGGAUGAACUGAGGAAACUGAAAGAGGAGCAAAAGGGAGUAGGAGAGAGUAAUGAGGAGCUGGAGGAGGAGAAAGCAGGACUGUUGGAGGAGCUGAGAGGGAGAGAGAGGGAGGUGGCAGCACUACAGGAGGAGGUGCAGACACAGAGAGAGAAGGCUCAGGAGGAGCUGAGGAGGAGGAAAGAGGAAAUAUCUUCACUGAGGGAAGAGGUGGCAAAGGAGCAAACAGAGACUGAGGAGUUACAGGAGAAGCUAAGGAGAGCUCAGGAGGAGGUGACAGCAUUCAGGGAGGAACAAACAGAGAGGGAGGAGACACAGAAGGAGCAGAGAAAGAGGGAGGAGCUUAAGAGGAGCAAGGAGGCUGAAAAAGAGCAGAGGCAGCGAGAGGAGGAGCUCAGGAGGAGUGAAAGGGAGGUGUCUGCUCUGAGAGAGGAGGUAGAAAAGGAGCAGAGGGAGAAGACUGAAGUUCAGGAGGAGCUGAGGAAGAAGCUACAUGACAUCACAGCCCUCAGGGAGGAGGUGCAGGAGGAGCAGAGGGAGAGGCAGGGGGUGCAAGAGGAGCUGAGAAGAACCAAGAAGGAGCUGGCAUUCAUCACAGAGGAGGUGCAAAAGGAAGAGAAGGAGAAGGAGCACACACUGGAGAGGUUACUGAUGACAGAAAAGCAGGCCGCAGUGCUUAGAGAGGAGGUGCAGAAGGAGCAGAUACAGAAGGAGGAAGUGCAGGAGGAGCUAAAGAGGACCAAGAAGGAGCUGGUAGUUAUCAUGGAGGAGGUGCAGAAAGAAGAAAAGGAGAAGGAGCAACUAAAAGAAGUAUUACUGCAGGAGCAGAAGAGGAGAGAGGAGGUGCAGGGGAGUUUAGAGAGGACAGAGAAGGAGGCGACAGCUCUGAGAGAGAAGGAGCAGAAGGAGAGGAGGAGGAGGGAGGAGGUGCUGGAGAAUUUAGAGAGGGCAGAGAAGGAGGCGACAGCUCUGAGAGAGAAGGAGCAGAAGGAGAGGAGGAGGAGGGAGGAGGUGCAGGAGAGUUUAGAGAGUACAGAGAAGGAGGCGACAGCACUGAGAGAGAAGGAGCAGAAGGAGAGGAGAAGGAGAGAGGAGGUGCAGGAGAAGCUGAAGGAGGUCCAGCAGAGUGUGGAGGUGAUGACCGUCAACCUGAGCUCCCUGCAGACCCAGGUACAGUUACUGUGAGAGAGUACAGAUACUGCAGUAAUACUACAGUAAACAAUAAUACUACAGUUACUGUGAGAGAGUACAGAUACUACAGUAAUACUACAGUAAACAAUAAUACUACAGUUACUGUGAGAGAGUACAGAUACUGCAGUAAUACUACAGUAAACAAUAAUACUACAGUUACUGUGAGAGAGUACAAAUACUGCAGUAAUACUACAGUAAACAAUAAUACUACAGUUACUGUGAGAGAGUACAAAUACUGCAGUAAUACUACAGUAAACAAUAAUACCCUCAUACACAGUGUUGUGUUGUAGCUCCAUGGCAGCUGUUGUCCUCAUAAACAGGUGUGUGUGUGUGUGUGUGUGUGUGUGUGUGUGUGUGUGUGUGUCUCUCAGGUGUCAGAUCAGAGUCAGAUCAGGGAGCGAGCGAGGAAGGAGGUGAAGGAGAAAGAGGAGGAGGCGCAGCAGAUGAGGGAGGGUCUGAGAGCGGCUCUGGACGAGGUGAUGAACCUGAAGGUCCUCCUGCAGGUACGAGACCUCCUCCUGAAAACACGACCCCGAUAAUCCCAGUUUAGAGUCUGGGCACUUCUUCAGGGAACUCUUUAAAAAUCAUUUAAGGUUAAAAAGUUUUUUAGUUUAAAAAGUUUUAGUUUUAAAAAAUUAUUAGUCAAAAAAGUUAAAGUUUUUUGUUAAAAAAAGUUUUUAAAGUUUUUUAGCUAAAAGUUUUAAAUAAAUUUUAUGUAAAAAAAGUUUUAAAAAUUUUUCAGUGAAAAAAAGUAAAAAAAAGUUUUUAUAGUUGAAAUAGUUUUUUAUUUUUAUUCAAUAAGUUCUUUAGUUAAUAAAAGUUAAAAAACUUUUUUGAGUUAAAAAAAGUAUUUUUGUUCAAAAGUUUUUAAAGUUUUUUUCAUUAAAGAAGUUGAAGGAUUUUUUGAAGUUAAAAUUUUAAAGUUUUUUUUAGUUGAAAAAGUUCAAAAUGUGUUUUUAAUUUAAAAAUUUUUUUAUGUAAAAAAAGUUAAAAAAAAGUUUUUAUAGUUGAAAAAGUUUUAAAUAUUUUAGUGAAAGUUUAAAAAGUUCUGAUUUAAUUUGUGGGAUUAAAAAAAAACAGAUGAAUCCCUGAAAACUCAAACGCUCACGUCUGUUUCCUGUCCAAUCUGACCUUCUACUGUCACUCAGGAGAGCCACCAAGAAGGGGAGCGUCUGAGGAGGGCGCUGAGGGACAAGAAGGAGGAGGUGGAGAGGUUCAGAGAGGGGAACCUGCAGACUGCCAGGAAGGAGGCGCAACAAGAGAGGGAGGAGAUGGAGAAGGACAGAGGGGAGGUGGAGGAGCUGAGAGCCAGAGCUAAGGCUCUGGAGAAGAGGAGGACGGAGCUGCUGGAGGAGCUGGAGGAGGCUCGCCUGGCCAGGGUCAACACUGAGGAGGAGAGGAGGAAGGUGGAGGAGCAGUGGAGGAGCAGAGUCGAAGGGAUGGAGGAGGGGAAGCUGAAGAUGCUUUUAAAGGAGAUCCAAACACUGAAGGAGAGAGAGGAGGAGAAGGAGAAGGAGUGGAGGGCCAGGUUUGUGGAGGCAAGGAGGGAGGUGGAGGAGUGCCACGGUGAGCUGAGGAGGGUUAAAGCCACAGCAGCCAUGUUGGAGGAGCAGAGAGGACAGAUCUCCUCACUGUCUGCAGAGAGAGGAGGAGAGAGGGAGGAGGAGACGGAUGGCCAGAAGAGAGGGAGCAGAGACAAGGAGUCAGACGGCAAGGGUGCAGGAGGAGGAGGAAAGGAGGUGAGCAGGAGGUUUGGAUGGUUUCGUAGAAACGACACCUUCAAAUAUGACGAUGUAUAAAUGUUCAACUUCAUCGUUUCAGAAGGAGGAGGAGGAGGAGGAGGAGGAGAUCAGGAGGCUGCUGAGGCAGAGAGAAGCUGAGGUAACAAAGGUUCAGGGAGAGGGAGUGAGGAGCUGAGAGCUUCAGAGACUCAGAGUGUGUGUGUGUGUGUGUGUGUGUGUGUGUGUGUGUGUGCGCGCGCACGUGUGUGUGUGUGUGUGUGUGUGUGUGUGUGUGUGUGUGUGUGUGUGUGUGAAGGUGUACUCUCUCACUCAGAGGACAGAGGAGCUGGAGAAGGACCGAGAUCGUGUCCGAUUGGCUCUGGAGCUCACUGAGGCAGCUAUGAUUGGCUACAGGGAGAGAGCCCACCAACAGGAGCAGAGCCAGGAGGCGGGGCCUAACACUGAACAGGUCUGUGAUUGGACAGUAACUUUAUCAUGGAGAAGUCAACAUGUUCUGACCCACCGUGCGUGCGUGUAUGUGUGUGUUUGUGUGUGUGUGUGUGUGUGUGUGAGCAGGGUGACAGACUGGAGGUCCUGCAGUGUCUGGUCGCUGAGCUGGAGGUGGACGUGAAAAGACUGAAGAAUAAAAACUCUCAGCUGGAACAUCAGAAAGAAAAACUGAAGAGGGACAGAAACACACUGAGAGACACACUCAGACAGGUACACACACACACACACACACUAACACACACACACACACACACACACACACAGGUCACACACUGAUGUGUGUGUGUGUGUUUCAGGUGGAGGGCGAGCGGGUGAUGUUCAGACAGAGGCUGACCGACAGCCACAGAUCUCAGGUGAGAUUCCAGAACCUCCUCUUCUUCUUCAGAAGGUGGAGAUGUUCCUCCAUCAGAACUUUGGACCCGUUUGGUUCUUUGACAGUCCUGAUUGAUGGAAGCUGUGUUGUGUAUUUGUGUUGUGUAUUUGUGUGUUUGUGUGAGUAAAGCUGUUGUGUUUAUUUGACAGAGUUUGGACACCACAGAAGAAGAACGUCUGAGGGGCAGAGUGAUGGAGCUGGAGGACCUGGUGAGACACCACAGAAGAAGAGUGUUGGCUGUUUCUGCGUUUCCAGGUAGGUGUUGAUGAUGUCAUUGUCUCCUCCCCCUCAGGUGAGUCAGCUGCGUCUCUCCAUCGCUGUGGAUCAGCAGCAGAGGGCGGAGUUUAUCCAGCAGUCCUCCAGGAACAGCCAAUGGCUGCUCUCUCUGAGACACGACCUCACCGAGUCGCUGGACACCGUUACUCGUCGUCCGGUACCGUCUGUUCUGGAGUCUGAGACGCAGCGAUUGGACCGCAGCCUCAAGGAGGAGGAGCUUAGGAUGUCCCUCAGCCAAUCAUAG